AUGGCCUCAGAACCUUCGAAUUCUACCGUCCCCGUGAAACAGUUCUACUCGACACCAUCGCCGUUCGAGGAACGAAUUGGGUAUUAUCGAGCAGUCCGCCACGGCCAGCACAUCUUCGUCUCCGGCACCACCGCAGUUGACCCCGCAUCUCCGGCUCAAGCCCCGCAAAUCCUCUUCCCUGACGACGCACGCCAGCAGACGCGAGUGGCGCUCCAGGAAUGCCUCAAGGCUGUGCAAUCACUCGGCGGUAAGGGGGCAGAGAACGUGGUACGCGUGCGAAUGUUCGUCAGUCGACCUGAGGACUGCACCGCUGUCGGGGAGGGGUUUACGGAGAUGCUGGGGCGGAAAAGCCAGCCGGGCGUUGGAGCAGCGGCGACAAUGCUAGUUGUGCGAAAUGGGUUUGUGGAUGAGAGGAUGCUUGUUGAGAUCGAGGUGGAUGCCAUCGUCGAGUGA
Messenger RNA from Aspergillus mulundensis, 453 nucleotides. RefSeq names its product YjgH family protein. Bases 1 to 453 code for a protein of 150 amino acids. The record is from RefSeq and is a predicted model, not a curated record. Lineage: Eukaryota; Fungi; Ascomycota; Eurotiomycetes; Eurotiales; Aspergillaceae. The transcript has a single exon.